Molecule: messenger RNA, 4565 nt
Organism: Leguminivora glycinivorella
Lineage: Eukaryota; Metazoa; Arthropoda; Insecta; Lepidoptera; Tortricidae
Product: zinc finger protein 62 homolog
Exons: 6
Coding region: 107-4291 (1394 amino acids)
Biological process (GO): regulation of transcription by RNA polymerase II
Cellular component (GO): nucleus; chromosome
Molecular function (GO): zinc ion binding; DNA-binding transcription activator activity, RNA polymerase II-specific; chromatin insulator sequence binding
Source: RefSeq, a predicted model, not a curated record
AAUGGCGGGUGGGCUGUGAAAUUAUCGACGCUUUGCGUUUUGUAGUAAUUUUAAGGGUUUAAAACUGUUAUUUGUAAUCUUACUAUGUUCUAUUAGUGUUACGAAAAUGGAUUUCGAUGAAAUUGUAGUAAAAGAAAGCCCCGGCUUGUGCCGGUGUUGUCUUUCUGAGGGAUGCUACAAGGACCUUGGAUCGGAAUAUAGUUGGAUGAGUGAAACAGAAAUUUACGCUGAUAUGUUGCUGGAAUGCUUUGAUAUUAGUAUAUCUCAACACCCGACGGGCCCGAACGGCUCCAACCGACUGAUAUGCGAGGUGUGCAUCACGCGACUGCGGGACGCCUGCAACUUCAAGAAGCAGGUGCUGGAGUCUGAGAAGAAGUUUGUGGACAUGGUCGGUCGCGGGGAGUUUAGGCCAAAAGUGCUGCUGUACCAGACACAGAUGAAGACUGAACAUGUGAUGGAUCUCGAGGAAGAGACCGGAGGUGACGAUGGUGGCGAAGUUGAGUAUCUGGAGGAAGAUGCGGAUUUCGUUGAAGAGGAGCUCCUCAAAAACGAAGACUAUGCUGAGGCCUCCGUCUCCGAAGACAUCACAGUGUCCACCCUAGCGGUGAAGGGCAAGCGAGGCCGGCCCAAGAAGUCCGCAGCCAAGCCCGAGAAGAAGGCUAAGGUGGCCAAGACUGAAGAAAAGCCGAAGAAAGCUGUUGCUAAAGAUGAAAUUGGGCUGAAAAACGUGAAAAGCACCAAUUAUCGGAAGAGAAGAAAUCUACAAAUAAUUUUCAACAACACCUCGAUGAUACCGUUCAAAUGGCGGCAAAAAUAUCUCUGUUUUUACUGUGGCGACGACGUUCCCGACUAUGACGCGCUUAGGACACACACCAGGGCUCACGGGCCAUGCUCGCUCCGCGACCGCGCCGUCGCUCGCGUCUCGGGAGCCGAUGUCGAGGUCAAGGUCGACGUCUCCGACAUCACGUGCCAACUCUGCAACGAAUCUUUCCCAACCUUCGACGACAUAGUCUCCCAUUUAAUACACAAACACAACUUGCCCUACGACAAACACGCUGACCUUCUCAUUGUCAAAUAUCGACUCGCCGAUCUCAAAUGCUUACUUUGCGACGAUAGCUUCAAUCAUUUGGGCAAACUCAUCGUUCACGUUAACAACACCCAUCCUCAAAAAGUUCUAUCCUGUAAUGUCUGCCAUCAGAAAUUUAAUAAAAAACGGGACUUGACAGCCCAUAUCAGAUCUUACCACAAAAAAGGAGGCUACACUUGUAACAUGUGCGCUAUUUCAUUUCCCACCAACUGGGGCCUCAGUAAUCAUAAAUCAAAGACCCACGUGUCUCCUUGUAAUAUAUGCUUCAAAAGCUUCUCCACGUCCGAUAAGCGACUAAAACAUAUGAAAACAGAACAUGUAGGUGAUAGUUUAUUCCAGUGCGGAUUUUGUUUAAAAACUAUGAAUACGAAACAGGGUUUUUUGCGACACGCAGCCGGUUGCACUUCCGCGAAAGACGAUUCCAAGUCGCAACGUAUCAUCGAUGAAAUCGUGUCCGUAGACGAUACAGAUAGGAGGCCCAAGGUCAAACAGGUUAGGAAUAACAUCGCGUGUAUCCUCAACAUGUCCACGGCUGUACCGUUCAAACAUUUCAUGAACAAAUUCAGAUGUUUCUAUUGCUCCAGACAUUUUAUAGAAUGUGAUGAACUCAAAGAACACACUAUGAUCGAGCAUCCUCAUUGCGAUUCCAAGUACAAAUCCAUGAAAUUACGCAACAGGGAGGACAUUUCACUCAAAAUAGAUAUAUCUUCGUUAUCUUGUAAAAUGUGUUUUGAACCUAUGACCGAUUUAGACCAUUUGAUAGACCAUCUAACCUCCGAACAUAAGGCGCGUUUCGACAAGUCUGUAGAAAUGAAUAUUCAACCGUUUAGACUUAUAAAAGACAAUUUUGCGUGUCCAUUUUGCGGAGAAGUGUUUAGAUACUUUAGCACACUGUUAAGGCACGUUAGUAUGGCCCAUACGGACAAUAAAAACAUAUGUAUGUACUGCGGGAAAUCAUUUAGGACGAAACCAAAUUUACGAGCGCACAUAGCGCGGCGUCACAAGGUAGGCAAGAUUUACAACUGUGACGCUUGCAAACUAGAGUUCAGGAGGAAGGUAGACCUGCGUCUGCACAUGGGCCGCGUCCACGGCGACAAGGUCGUCGACUGCCCCGAGUGCGCGGAGAAGUUCGUCUCGCAGUACGCGGUGCAGCGCCACCUCAUUACCGCGCACGGCUCCGGCCACAAGUGCACCUACUGCGGUAAACUCUUCACCAGAAACUCCUUCAUGGACAACCAUAUCAGGCGUACGCAUCUCAAAGAGAAAAACGUGCAGUGUUCCCUCUGCAACGACAGAUUUUUCGACGCCGCCCUCCUUAAAAACCAUAUGGUGAAACAUAUAGGGGAGAGAAAUUUCCAUUGCGACGUGUGCGAUGAAUAUCCGCACCGCCCGUACGACAGCUGUACCUCUCAGCGGCGGAGGAAAAAUUUACAAAUAUUGUUCAAUAACACCUCCGUGAUGCCAUUCAAAUGGAGAGGCACGUACCUAUGUUUCUACUGCGGGAAAAACUAUACCGAGUAUCCGGAGUUCAGAAAGCACACAAAGUCGCACGGGCUCUGCUCUACGAACGAUUACUCCCUUAAAAUAAUCAAAGGGAACCACAUAGAGAUCAAAAUCGACGUCUCUGAUAUAGUUUGCGAGAUCUGCUGCGACCCUUUUAACAGUUUUGACGAAGUCGUCGAACAUUUGAACUCCAAACAUGAUCUGAGAUACGACACUAGCGUGCAAAUCCCGUUCCAGCUGUACAGACUUUCCGAUUUCCGAUGUUUACUCUGUGACGAGCAGUUCAGCUACUUCGGAUAUUUGGUGAAACAUGUGAACAGUGCUCAUCCACAGAACUGCUUCAUAUGCGACGAUUGUGGACUUACAUUCAAUAAGAAGAGAGACCUCGCUCUGCAUUCGAGAGACAACCAUCGCCAGGGAGGGUACCCGUGUGACCAAUGCACUAGUAACUUCAAAACGAAAGGCAUGCUCCGGAAACACCAAAACACAUUCCAUUUCAGAAAAUGCAAAGACUGCUCUUUAACUUUCGCGUCUCAUAGUCUACUACAAAAACACAUGCAGCUAGAUCAUCCAGACGAUGGCAGUUUAAAAUGUGUAUAUUGCGCAAAAGAACUGCAUUCCAAGCAGGGUCUAAAACAGCAUCUUAAUAAAUGCGAAGUUAGAUUACUUUCUCAAAUCGAUGCCCCUCUACCCAGUAACGCUUUUGAAGAGUCGUACGUCGAGCCCAGAAAGAAACAGAACAUUUUACAAAUUAGGGAAAACAUCCAAUGCGUACUCAACAUGUCUACCGCUAUACCUUUCAAAUUCUUUUCAAAAUAUUCUUGCUUUUAUUGCUCUAAAAAGUUUGUCGAAUUUGACGAACUUAAAGAACAUACACUGAGAGAGCACCCGGUGUGCGACGUCAAAUCUAAAUGUAUGAAGAAAUGCAAAGGUGAAAGGAUAAAUGUUAAAGUAGAUGUCGCCAAUCUGGCCUGCAAAAUAUGCUGUCAGCCUAUUGACGACUUAGACAUAUUAAUAGAUCAUUUAAUAACUGACCAUAAGGCUAAUUACGACAAGUCUUUAAAACGUUGCUUCGAACCUUUCCGUAUAAUCAAAGACAAUAUGCCAUGUCCCCUAUGUUCCGAUAAAACAUUUAGAUAUUUCAGCACCCUUCUAAGACAUAUCAACUCUGAACACAGCAACAACAACAGAAUCUGUGAUUUCUGCGGACGUAGUUUCAAAAAUGUCACCAAUCUCAAAGUUCACAUCACUUAUGCGCAUACCGGUUCAUGCGAAUGUGACGUAUGCGGGCUUAAAUUUAAAAACCAAUGGUGUCUCGCGCGACACAAGGCUAAAACCCACAAUGCGAAAGACUACAAGUGCCCCAAAUGCCCCGAACAGUUCCAAUCUCAGUACCACAAGCAGAAACAUCUAAUAACGACCCACGACAUCGGCCACAAAUGCUCUUACUGCGGCAAAAUGUUCACAAGAAACUCCUUCAUGAAGGACCAUAUCCGUAGAACGCAUUUGAAGGAGAAAAACGUGCCUUGUUCCGUGUGUAACGAAAAGUUCUUCGAUAACUAUCUCCUUCGCAUGCACAUGGUUAAGCAUGAGGGAGAGAGAAAGUUCAGCUGUGAAGUGUGCGGCAAAGCGUUUCUUAGACGAAGUAAUCUCAGUUCACAUAUGGACAUGCAUAAAAAAUACGGCCAUGUUCAGGUUUAGUUCGAUCUCAUUAAGCGCAUAAUAACUGAUUUGAAUAAGUUUUAGUUCAAAUUGCGAGUACAAUUAUUUUUGUAUUUGUAAAUGGAUUAGUUAAUAAGGUGAUCGUCUUCCGUUUAAGUAUUAUAUUCGUAAGAGUUACAAUAGUAUUUUGUGCAACAAGGGAGGUAAGGGGGAUUUUGUCAACGAGUGUUAAUAACUCGCGACAGCCGCAGGCUGGAGAGAGUUAUAGACACGAGUUUACAAAAUUCUUACCUCCUGAGUUACACACAAUAUU